AUGUUGCUUCUUAACAAAGUAUCUCAGUUGUCCUCCACCCCACUGCAGAUCCUGUUUCACUUGAACGGCUGGUAUUUUGCAGCGUUCUUCAUCGCUGAGAUUCUUAUGUUUAUCUACAAAGGGGUGAUCCUGCCUUACCCACAAGCCAAUCUGAUAUUGGAUGUUGUCCUGCUGCUCCUCUUCUUGGGCCUGGAAACCCUCAGACUCUUCUAUGGCUGGAAGGGGAACCUGUGUCAGCGCUCUCUGGCUCUGUUUGUGAGUGUUGCUGUUCUGGUGCCCUGUGCAGUGCUGAGCGUCUACUACCUGCUGCUGCAGACCUUUGUGUUACGGCUGGAGUUUGUGCUCAAUGCUGUGCUGCUCUGCUUCUACAGCUUUGAGCUGCUUCUGGGGCUCAUGACCAUCUCGGUUUUUUCAAGGGCCAACGUUUAUUAA
Molecule: messenger RNA, 432 nt
Organism: Sinocyclocheilus anshuiensis
Lineage: Eukaryota; Metazoa; Chordata; Actinopteri; Cypriniformes; Cyprinidae
Product: transmembrane protein 216-like
Exons: 4
Coding region: 1-432 (143 amino acids)
Biological process (GO): non-motile cilium assembly
Cellular component (GO): ciliary transition zone
Source: RefSeq, a predicted model, not a curated record